Messenger RNA from Cydia strobilella, 3628 nucleotides. RefSeq names its product zinc finger protein 836-like. Gene Ontology annotation, molecular function: DNA-binding transcription factor activity, RNA polymerase II-specific; RNA polymerase II cis-regulatory region sequence-specific DNA binding. NCBI's taxonomy places the organism in Eukaryota, Metazoa, Arthropoda, Insecta, Lepidoptera, Tortricidae. The record is from RefSeq and is a predicted model, not a curated record. Gene Ontology annotation, biological process: regulation of transcription by RNA polymerase II. Gene Ontology annotation, cellular component: nucleus. The coding region runs from base 165 to 2426 and encodes 753 amino acids. The transcript has 6 exons.
AACUGGAACUUGUGAGGGCUCAAGUGGCAUAAUGUAUUUAAACAAAAAGACGAAAUACGAGGGUAGCUCAGUUUUUCCUACCUUCCAUUCGAAAUUCAAAUCCUCAUCUCUUCUUUAUCUACCCCUUCGAGCGAAGCACCGUCCAGACACGUGGUUUCUGAAAGAUGGACCAAGGUACCGCCACUAUGAAUUCACAAAGUUACCCUGUACUGUUGCUCCCAAAAAAGUGCACUACACUGGAAACCAAUUGUGAAGUCUCUGAUAAUGUAUUUAUUGAGAUGAAUAUUUCCUCUCCUGAUACUGAAGGGAACGAAAUGUGUAUUUAUUCAGGUUUUUGUAAUGUGAAGUUGAUUGACAGUUAUGAUAUGAAUAUAAGCCACAAAACAAAGGAAAAUGUUCCUACUGAGUAUAAUGAUAAUGACCUAAUACCUGUGCUAAUUGAUGAGUCGGGAAACCAGAUAGCUGAUGCGUACAACCAGAGUCAAGUAUGGAUAGAUCCAGCUAGGAGUCCAUAUGUGUAUAAUCAUUAUGACACAAAUCCGCAAGAGCAUUACUCAGUCUAUCAUAACACUAGAACUAACCACAUAACUGUUGAACAACACAACACAUACAUAACCCAAAAUGUUUAUAAUUAUAACAAAGAGCCUCCAACAUAUCCGACAGACGAAUUUGAACAUAAAAAGUUCAGAAAAGUUCAAGUUAGUGAAUCGAGUACUCAGCAGAACACAACGGACCCUAACUUCAAUUUAUAUGAAGAAGACGAGUUUGAGUGUGGUGUGUUUCUCUCCCAAUUACCUGAGGAGAUUCUACAGGAGAAUGAGAAUAGAGUAAGAGAGGAACGGAAAUACAUUGAUAUACCGAGUGACAAUGGAGCGUUGAAACAAUUGAUGUCAUCGGACAUUCAAACAUCUUCUAAGCAGCGGAAGACCAUAUUGUUUCUGGGUCAUGAUUCUCAUUAUGGACAGACCAUACAGAAGAUUGCUAUGAAUGAUCCUUUUUUGGUGUGUUCGGUGAAGGAGGAGGUUAAUUCACAAGUUGUGUAUGAAGAGCCCAACUACAGCAACCCUAGUCAGAAGAAAUACCAGUGCGACAAAUGCAAGCAGAUCUUUGACCAGAUCAUAGAGUUCAGGCAGCAUAUGGUUGAAGACCACAUCGGCCCCAGUACCUACGACGGCAGAACAGUCGGCGAAAUCAAAUUCCUCUGCACCGAGUGCGGCAAAAACAUCAAAUCGCAAAAGAAAUUCGAGGAACACUGCAUGUCGCACGGCGACCCGGAGCUAGAAUGCAGCAAGUGCCACAAAGUGUUCGCCUCAAAAUUCACCUUACGUGCACACAAUAAGAUCCAUUCUCGCAAACACGGCUGCGUGUAUUGCUCAAAGACUUAUUCUACGCCAGAUGGACUGAGGACUCAUGUAGCUAAAUCGCAUUGUAUAUUCAUGUGUGAGCAUUGCGACUUUAAAAGUGAUAAAAGAAAUGAUCUAAAAAAGCACGAGAAAAAGCACGAGAAUCUAUCUGAUUUUGAUACUUUAAGUGCUAUGGAUGAUGAUUCCUGUGAAUCAGAUAUUAUUCAAUUGACGUCAGAUGUUACGGAGAAGCCAGAUUUGGAGUUGAAGUCGAAUGAAGUUGAAGGGUUGUCGGUUGAAGUGAACAGUGUGAAGGAUGAGGAUAUUCGUAGGGCGGAUUCUGUUAUAGCUUUGGUUAUGUCGAAUGAGAUUUUUGGAUCGAAGGAAAAGCCGAGGCGGUACAAGAAGUGUAAAAAGGCAUGCGACGUCUGCCUAAAGAUCUUCGAUCGCAUCAGCGACUUGAAACGUCAUCUAAUCGAACACAUCAUAAAGAGCACCCUGGACAAGAUACCCGUCAACAGAAACGGGACCCUCAAUAUACAGUGCGAGGUCUGUCAGGCGGAGACCUUCUCUAAAAUUGACAGGUACAAAGCCCACCUACGCGAACACGCCAAACUAACCAUCUACAAAUGCACAUUCUGCGACAAAUCCUUCAGUGAUUCCAGCAACUUCUCCAAGCACAAGAAAAUCCACGGCACAACCUACCUCCAGUGCGAUCUCUGCGGUCGCAAAUUCAACUCUAAACGUAUGCUAAUACAGCACAUGGAAUACCAUAACAAGAACGCACCUAUACCCUGCCAAUUCUGCCACAAAAUGUUUCAUUUCGAAUCGAUGUUGAACAAACAUAUCAAAUGCGCGCACGCGAACACUCUAAGCAAAUUUAAAUGCCGAUUCUGCUGUAACUAUGUUAAAACUCUAAAGGAAAAGUGGGACCAUGAGUGGUCGGUACAUAAUGUGAGGAAGAUGAUUGUUGACUGUCUUAUGUGUGAUUCGAAGUUUAGGAAGUAUACGGAGUUGAAGAAGCAUUGCUCAAUAGUGCAUAAUGUUGAGAUACCUCCCGCUAAAAAAUUGUGGCCAAAAUAGGCUGGUCCUAUGAAAGAAAUUGAGGAUUCUCGAGAUACAAUUAGGAGGAAUAUGUUCGAAUUAGAAUUAAUUACUACUAUUCCUGUAUUUUAUAUCUCUGCCCUGUUACUGCAAAAAAAGCGUAUCGUUUUUAGAUAGGAAAUAUGUAUGAAAUAUGUUUUGCCGCUAUAGAGUACCCUAAUAGCAUUAAUACGUCAUUAUGACGUCAGCGACGUCAUUAUUACGUUAUAAUUACGUCAUUAUGACGUCGAUGACGUCACUUUGCUACCUGGGUAGUUUUUAUGUAUAUCUAUGAUUAUUUCUUUGAUUAUCUAAGAUCUCAGAAAAAGUAUUUAUUUAGACUUUAUUUUAUAACAAAAUAACCCUUAUGGUAUGAAUUCGCCAAAAAAAUCAACUCCUUAACAAACAAAACGUUAUUACGAUUGGAGGAUAAUAAGUACAAUAUCUAGUUGAUUUUUAAGCCAAAGUAUUUCAUGUUAUCAAGUUAAAGUUAAACAGUCCUUCGGCAUUUAUUAUUUACAGGAUUUAAAAAUUUGUAAGUAUUCCAGUGUAACUAGCGCCAUCUAGGAACUAGAUGAGGAAUUAGUUCUUAGAAACGCCACUAGACCAAAGUUAUAUCGUUCUCUCUUGUGGCGCUAGCGUCGCGCGGUGGUUUCAAUAAAUCAAAUCACUUGUUGUAAGAUUCGUUCCUAGGUUCCUAGUUUUACCACCCGCAAAAUUAAGUUUGUAUUAUGAUUUUAUUUAUUUAGGUAGGUAUUUUAGAGAGAUCGAGACUGAAAUCAUGAAGUAUUAUUAAAACUGGUAUUUGUUUACGUAAUUUAAGAGUGUAUUAGCAGAAUGUGAUUUCGAAGACUUUUUUUUAUAUUUUGUGCAAGCAGGUGCACAUUCUAUUUAAUAUUUGUUUUCUAGACGGCAGAGUUUCCAAAGUGCUGCCUUACCUUUUUAUUUAGUAGUUAAAAAACAAAAAAAAAACAUUUUUUCAUUUGUUACGAUUAAUUAUGGUUAAGUAGAUGUAUUAUUUAAUAACUAAGAUACUACUUAUAAGUAAUUUAGAUUAAAUCUGUGGAAUAAAGUAGGUGUUGUUUUUGAAUAUAUUUAUUACUUGUUAAAACUUUAAAAGUUUUUUGUACAAAGUUGAUUCUUCAUAGGAUUCUUUUUUGUUUUAUAUGUAUAAUUUUUUUAAUAAACGUUUUCAAAUACAC